This is a messenger RNA of Coprinopsis cinerea okayama7#130, 1680 nucleotides long. RefSeq names its product phosphate transporter. The transcript has 14 exons. Bases 1 to 1680 code for a protein of 559 amino acids. Gene Ontology annotation, cellular component: membrane. Gene Ontology annotation, molecular function: transmembrane transporter activity. Gene Ontology annotation, biological process: transmembrane transport. The record is from RefSeq and is a predicted model, not a curated record. NCBI's taxonomy places the organism in Eukaryota, Fungi, Basidiomycota, Agaricomycetes, Agaricales, Psathyrellaceae.
AUGGCUUCAGCAUCCUUGGCUUCCAAGAAGGGCGACGACCAGCAAAGACAGACACACCAGAGAGCGCAACUCGAGGAAGUAGAACAUAACGAUGGACGACCUUCUUUUGUGCUCAAUUUGACGGAGGUGAAGCUGUUGGGUAUUGCAGGAGUCGGGUUCUUCCUAGAUGCCUAUGAUCUCUUCAUUAUCAAUCCUGUGGCCACAAUGCUCCAAUACCGGCUGUACAACGGCGAACACCUGCCAUCAGGACUAGAAGGAUUCGUCAAGGCGGGCGCAAACAUAGGAAGCGUCAUCGGCCAAUUCGCCUUCGGUUAUGCUGCCGAUGCCCUUGGGCGAAAGAAAGUUUAUGGCAAGGAGCUUAUGCUCAUAAUCUUCGCGACCAUCAUGACCUUGACGACCCCAACUGGCCAACUGUCACCAGAAUCCUGUCUGAUCUACCUUGGAGUGUUCCGCAUCUUGUUGGGCAUCGGCGUUGGAGGAGACUAUCCUAUGUCGGCGAGCAUCACCUCGGAUCGUGCAAACCUGAGGAAAAGGGGUACGAUGCUGACCUACAUCUUCUCGAUGCAAGGUUGGGGCAGCUUCGUGGGCAGCCUGGCUACCAUCAUCGUCCUGGCGAUCUACAGGAAUACGAUCGAGGGUGAGGGAAAACUGUCAAAAGUUGAUGGAGUUUGGCGUAUCGUCGUCGGCAUCUCGCUCAUCCCCGCCUUCGCAACGCUGUACCAACGAUUGACGCUCCCCGAAUCAACGCGAUACGAGGAAUCCCAACGCCUACAGCGUGAACACCCCGACGACGAGAUCGCGAAACUCAAGGAGCUACAGAAGAGGGCGGAAGAAUCCGAUCUUUCCGUCAUCCCUCUCGACGAGAAGACGAAUAAGACCGACGCGGAGAAAGGAAGUCGGGAAGGUAGCUCAGAUGAAUCCAUGACGGCGGAUCGUGUCGAAGAGGUCUCCGAUAGCCUCGAACCCGAGCAAGUCGCCAAGAAGAAGGCUCAUUUCAAAGAUUUCUACCUUCAUUUCCGAAAGUGGAAGAACAUGAAGAUGCUGAUCGGGACGUCCGUCACUUGGUUCCUGCUGGAUAUCGCGUUCUACGGAAUCAACCUCAACCAAAACGUUGUUCUUCAGCAGAUCGGGUUCGACGGUUCCACUGGAACGCCAUGGAACAAGAUGUUCAAGGUUUCUACCGGUAACAUGAUCAUCACGGCACUCGGUUUCGUACCAGGUUAUUACGCUACCGUUCUGACCAUCGAGACGCUGGGUCGGAAAUGGAUCCAGAUACAGGGGUUCCUGAUGUCUGCCCUCUUCUUGGCUAUCUUGGCUGGUCUAUUCGAAAAGCUGUCAAAAGUCCAGUUCAUUGUUUGCUUCGCGUUCUUGCAGUUCUUCUUCAACUUUGGAGCCAACUCGACGACAUAUUGUUACCCCGCGGAGGUCUUCCCCACUCGAUACCGUGCUUUCGCCCACGGCAUUUCAGCAGCGUCUGGGAAGGCUGGUGCGAUCAUCUCCGCUCUCGCAUUCAACACCCUCAGUAAGAAGAUUGGAACACCCGCCGUGCUGUGGAUCUUCUUUGGAUGCUGUAUCGUAGGUGCAGCGUUCACCCUUCUCUUACCGGAGGUCAAGGGACGCGACCCUGACCUCGUCUUGGCGGAAGAGAUUGCAGAGGAAAGAAGGAAGAGGACGAACUGA